Peniophora sp. CBMAI 1063 is the source of this 2406-nucleotide messenger RNA. The record is from the annotation of a GenBank genome assembly. Lineage: Eukaryota; Fungi; Basidiomycota; Agaricomycetes; Russulales; Peniophoraceae.
AUGGCUCAAGCACAAACGCCCGCCGCUGGGCAAGGCAAGAAGCAACUGCAUUGGGCGGUUCAAUUCGCCGCAUCACCGAUAGCUUCAUCCGACUCGCGCGACACCUCCAUCGCAGAUCCUGCACCCGCAACCUUACAAUAUGUCAACUCUCAACUCAUUGCUCAUGGGUUUACCUCGGCGCCUGGCAUUUCACUAGAUGGACUCUCAGGUUCGAAAGCCGACAACGUAGUCAAGACCUUAUUUGCUCUAUUAGGGCAACGGAUGGAAGACUUGCAGCGCACGGAAGACCUCUCUACGAAGCUGCGAACACUGUCAUACGACUACGAACGUUUGAUGACUAUGCACAAAUCGGCCAGCACAGCAGCAGCGGAGGCUGAACGAGAAGCCAGUACCGUGAAAUCGAAGCUUGCUAACUCUGCGAAGGCCCUAGCCCAAUCGGAAGCCGCGCAUAAGCAGACGCAGGUUGAACUUCAGCGCACGCGCACCUCUCUACAAGCUUUACGCUCGCAACAUGUAGCAGAGAUUAAGAAACGCGACGCCGAACAUACGCGAAUGGCCGACCGAUGGUCGAAACUAUCUGAUUCGCAACUCAAAGUUCACACCAUCCCAGCACGCUUGACAAUGUCUUCUCCGGCCCUACCUUCCUCCGCAGCAAAUGCACACAUACUCAAAGGCGGACAGAAGACAUUUGUGGAUGCGGCUUUGGAAGCAUCCGAAUCGGCGGCCAAGCAGUUGAGGGAGGAGAAUGCAGGACUGCGUCAACUCGUCCUUGAUUCAGCAAACGCUGUACGCAAGAUACUACAUAAGGCCACGGUGCCCGAUCCGGAUGACUUCAUAUAUCCCGCACCACUCGAGGUCGCCGACGUCUUCGCUCCAUGUGCUACCUCCGCCGCCGAAGGCGCUUUCACCAAACUGAGCGAACUUCUGACUGCACUUCGAAACGCUGUAACGGCUCUACGCUCGGACGAACCCAGGCCUAUUACUUCCGCCGCCGCUGCAAACGCCGGACCCUCGCGACCAGACGCACAGGCUGAGGUAGACCGCUUACAGCGGACCGUCGAAGCCUUGUGCGAGGAGUUGGAACUGGCCCAGAGUGACGCGCGCGCUCAUGCGACACGCGCUGAAGACCUUUUCGCCCAGUUGUCCGCAAAGCCGUCUGUGGAUACGAAGGUCGCAGACGAAUUAGAAUCGCAACGACUGGCUGUUGAUGAAGCUGCGUUGAAUGUCGGGCGUGACCGCGCCGCGCUUGAAAGCGAGCGCCUCCAGUUCCUCGCCGAUAAGCGUGCAUGGGAAAUGAGUCGCAUUCUCGCCAAUGAAGCGCCCGCCCGCCCGACCUUGCCUCAUCCUGUCAGGGACGCGUCGCUAGCCCGUUCGCCACCACCUUCGCCACCCCCUCAGCGUCCCGCCCAUGCGCCCUCACCACAUCGAUCUCCUCGCAAGGCACGACCUCAUGCCGUAUCUCCACGAAAGCCCAAGCAUAAAUCUCCGCUAAAGCCGGCUAAGUCACGAGUAACAGCGGCUUAUGAAACGGAGGUCGUUCCCGCUCCUCAACAGAAGUUGCUCCGGACCAGCUUUGCGCUUCCACCACCUACUCCGCAAUCCCGGAUAGCUCCCCUGAACUUCGGAGAGAAGAAGGCGAAACAAAGCGACGGCGAAAAACGUUUAGCUGCUCUCUUUACGGACACGGAUAAGGCACCGGCGUGGCCCAAGGCUACUGAAAGUCAGGCAGCGGAUGAGGCAGCAGCGGAAAGCACAACACCACCUUUUCCUCCGGUCGCGUCAGGGUCUGGCGGAAAGCCCUCGGUACCGGCAGCCGCUGCGCCAGUACUAUCUACGGCUGGUCCUGCGAAGAAUCCCUUCCCGGUUGCGAGGGUCAACGCUCCUCGUAUGGUACAUGCCUACUCGCCCGCGCGACCUUCGCCGCUCUCGCGCAUCCUGGCGCUCGCCCAGUCUCCCGAGUCCUCAACGUCAGGUCCGCCCAAGCUGCCGGCAGCUUUUGCGGCCCUUCAGGAGAGCGAACUUCAGACUGUUGCGACCGAUCCGUCUACGUCAGGCUCGGGGUCCGGCAUGAUUGACGAGGAGAGCCCACUACGUGACAAGGCGCCUAGCACGGCGACAACUCGAGCCGAUGACAAGAAGGGGAAGCGCCGUGCAGAUGGUCGUGCAGGCGCUGAAGAGAAGGAGAACACUAUUCGGCGUAAACUGCGCGGUCCGGCACAUGCGCCACGUCCACCAGUCGUGAAGAAGAGUACCGGGCCUGGUGCUGGUGCAGUUGUGAAGAAGACUGGCGCCGGAUCCAGCACGGCGGCAGGUCCAAGUAGGACAGGGGCAAGACCGGCACCGAGCGCUGCUGCCGGCAAAGGGCCGCGUAGGGUACCCGUAGCUGGGAGUGAAAGCACGCGUUGA